AUGCCCCGCGCCGAGCCGCCGCGGUUGCCAGGCAACGCACGAUCCUUGCCGCCGGUCGCGUUGAGUUCCGCUCGGCCAUGGGGCCGCAGCGCCUCCCGCCGCUCCUGCUUAUGCUCCUGGAUUGCUGGGCCUCCGUGAGCGCCCAGACCAGGGCAACUCCGCCUGUGACGACGGAAGGCCUCAACUCUACGCAGGCAGCCGGGACGACUCUCCGACCCGCCUUGUCUCCUAGGCCCCCUGGAACCCCCAAGGCCCCCGUGCCCUCCACUGGCCCCAGGCCCACCCCGGUCACGGACGUUGCUGCUCUGUGUGUCUGUGACCUGACUCCAGCACAGUGUGACGUCAACUGCUGUUGUGAUCCUGAUUGCAGCUCCAUGGAUUUCAGCGUUUUUUCUGCCUGUUCAGUUCCGAUUGUCACGGGCGAUAGUCACUUUUGUAGUCAAAAAGCAGCCAUCUAUUCAUUGAAUUUUACAGCAAAUCCACCUCAAAGGGUAUUUAAACUUGUCGACCGGAUUAAUCCAUCUAUAUUCUGCAUUCAUAUUACAAACUAUAAACCCGCGUUAUCCUUUAUUAAUCCAGAAGUGCCUGAUGAAAAUAAUUUUGAUAAAUUGAUGAAAACAUCUGAUGGUUUUUCCUUGAGUUCAGAAUCAGAGAUUUCUUUCGAAACCCAGUUGGACAUUCCAGCUACUGCUAAAUAUAAGUAUGGGGCUCGUCUGCAGACUUCAGAUUCAUUUUUGAGAUUUCCCUCUCCCCUUAUGUCAUCUCUGUGCACUGAUGAUAACCCUGCAGCAUUUCUGGUGAACCAAGCUGUUAAGUGCACCAGAAGGAUAAAUUUGGAACAGUGUGAAGAAAUUGAAGCCCUGGGCAUGGCUUAUUACAGCAGCCCUAAAAUUUUGAGGGUGCCUGGUUUAAGAACAAAGGCAGAGAUCCCUAUCACUGUUCAGUCCAUCCUCAUUCAGUCUCUGAAUAAAACACUAACCCGACUGGAGGACUCGGUCGUAUUGAACCAGACUCUUGUUGAGGCUGGGGAUGUUAAAAUCUGCACUAAUGUCGUUCUUGAGGUCAAGUACAGCCUCACAUAUACAGAGGCAGGGGAGAUAGCGCAGGCUGGCCUUGCUCUCCUUCUGGGGACAGUGAGCGGGCCAGUGGUUCCACUCGAGCAGAAGUUUGAAAUUCAUUUCAUUCAGCAAAAUACAAAGCCAAUUCCUCUCAGUGGAAACCCUGGUUAUGUUGUGGGGCUCCCAUUAGCUGCUGGAUUUCAGCCUCAGAAGGGAUCUGGGAUUAUUCAGACCAUGAACAGAUUUGGACAACUUACUAUUCUUCGUAGCACAGCCGAGCAAGACUGCUUAGCAGUCGAGGGGAUCCGGACCCCAGUAUUAUUUGGUUAUGAUAUGCAGUCUGGCUGUAAACUAAGACUGCCCAAAGCCAUCACGUGCCAGCUCGCAGUGCAGAAAGUGAAAAGCCUCCUGAAGGGCCAAGGCUUCCCAGAUUAUGUGGCCCCUUUUGGAAAUUCCCAGGCCCAGGAUGUGCUGGACUGGGUACCGGUCCGCUUCAUCUCCCAGGCAUCCCACAUGAAGGAUUCUUGCCAGCUCCCGAUGGCUUUGGUGAUAGAAGUGAAGUGGACUAAAUACGGGUCCUUACUGAAUCCACAGGCUAAAAUAGUAAACGUGACUGCAAGUCUCCUCUCAUCCUCCUUUCCUGAGACCAACUCAGGAAAUGAGAGGACGGUUCUCCUUUCCACUGCGGUUGCUUUUGUGGAUGCAUCUGCCCCUGCGGAGGCAGGCUUCAGAGCUCGGCCAACCAUCAAUGCCAGGCUGCCGUUUAAUUUCUUCUUUCCGUUUGUUUGACAAUGCUCAUAUGAAAUGAUGCACUGGUUCCUCAUACAUGCGAAAUGUGAAAAGUACAUUUGAGGAGAUUAAAUUUUAUAUA
Neomonachus schauinslandi (Hawaiian monk seal) is the source of this 1929-nucleotide messenger RNA. It is a transcript of the gene TCTN1, whose product is annotated as tectonic family member 1. Lineage: Eukaryota; Metazoa; Chordata; Mammalia; Carnivora; Phocidae. The record is from RefSeq and is a predicted model, not a curated record. Gene Ontology annotation, biological process: cilium assembly; protein localization to ciliary transition zone. The transcript has 15 exons. Bases 78 to 1847 code for a protein of 589 amino acids. Gene Ontology annotation, cellular component: MKS complex.